AUGCAGCAUAAAGCGGAAGCUCCACUGGUGAAGCAGAUGAGAACUUGCCACCUUGUGGAGCCUAAUCUUGUGGGAAAGGAAACUUUACAUGCUUGCACAAGGUUGGUUGAACUGGUGCUUCCACAGAAGAAAAAGAAGGCGUACAAGGUUGGUAUUACUGGAACAGGAGGGGUUGGGAAGACAACUCUGGCUCAGAAAAUAUAUAAUGACCAAAAAAUAAAAGGAGCAUUUAGCAACCGAGCAUGGAUCUGUGUUUCUCAGGAGUACUCUGAAGUCGCUCUAUUGAAAGAAGUUGUUCGAAAUUUUGGUGUACAUCAAGAGCAAGGUGAAAGUGUGGGAGAGCUCAGCAGCAAGCUUGCAGAGGCCAUUCGAGGAAAAAGUUUCUUUCUUGUGCUAGAUGAUGUUUGGCAGCCUCAGGUGUGGACCAAUCUGCUGAGAGUUCCAUUACAUGCUGCUGCAACCGGAGUAAUUCUAGUAACCACUCGACAUGAUACAGUUGCACAUGUAAUUGGGGUGGAGGAUGUGCAUCGAGUUGAGUUGAUGGCAUUAGAUGUAGGAUGGGAACUGCUCUGGAAGAGUAUGAACAUUAAUCAAGAAAAUGAUGUGCAAAACCUUCGGCAUAUAGGCUUGGAAAUUGUGUGUAAAUGUGGCGGACUUCCCCUUGCAAUCAAAGUUACUGCUAGUGUUCUAGCAACUAAAGAGAGAACUCAGAAUGAGUGGAGAAAGAUUAUGGAGAGAAGUGCAUGGUCUAUGUGCAAUCUUCCAAUCGAGCUCAGAGGUGCUCUGUAUUUGAGUUACGAUGAUCUGCCACGGCAUUUGAAGCAAUGCUUCCCCUAUUUGACCUUAUAUCCAGAAGAUCAGUACAUGUACCGUGAUGAUCUUAUCAGGCUUUGGAUUGCUGAAGGCUUUGUUGAGGAGCAUAAAGAACAACUUCUGGAAGAUACAGCUGAAGAAUAUUACUAUGAGUUGAUGUAUAGGAAUCUACUGCAACUAGACCCUUUGCGUUUUGACCGUAGCAUGUGCAAAAUGCAUGAUCUCUUGAGGCAACUUGCUCAACACUUUUCAAGAGACGAAAAUUAUUGUGGUGACCCACAAUCAUUACAGGUUACAACUCUGUCCAAGCUACGCCGUGUUUCAGUUGUCACUGACAAAGAUUCUUUAAUGCUCCCCAAUGUGGACAAAGAGAAGAUUAGAGCAAGGACACUGUUAAUUCAUUCUACUAAGAAAUUGAGUGUUGAAAAUACAAUUUUCAAGAGGCUACCAUGCAUCAGAGUUUUAGAUCUGACUGGUUCAUCUAUAAAAAGCAUUCCAGAUUGUGUUGGUGGUUUGAUCCAUCUACGACUUCUUGAUCUAGAUGAGACAGCCAUAUCUUGUCUUCCAGAGUCAAUCGGUUCUUUGACAAACCUUCAGAUACUGAACUUGCAAAGGUGCAAAGCUCUGCACAGCCUUCCUUCUUCGAUCACACAAUUGUGCAAUUUAAGGCGCCUUGGUCUAGGUGGUACACCGAUAAAUCAGGUGCCAAAAGGGAUAGGUAAACUAGAAUUCCUCAAUGAUCUGGAAGGAUUUCCUAUUGGUGGUACAAGUGAUGACGCUAAUACACAAGAUGGAUGGAAGUUGGAAGAGUUAGGGCAUCUUUGGCAGCUAAGGCAGCUUCACAUGAUCAAAUUGGAAAGAGCAGCUCCUAGUACGGCAAAUUCUUCAUUGUUAGGAGGCAAAAAGUAUCUCGAAUUUUUGAAUCUUUGGUGCAGUCAACGUAAAGAAGAACCAAAUUCAGAUGAUAUCAGCAAUAUUGAGAAGAUUUUUGAGCAGCUAGUCCCUCCACUCAACUUGGAAAAGCUUAUUAUUGUUAAAUUCUUUGGUCGAAGGUAUCCCACCUGGCUUGGUACCAUUAUCCAUUUGUCUUCAACAACAUAUUUGAACCUUAUCGACUGCAAAUACUGUGCGCAUCUUCCAGCAAUUUGGCAGCUAGCCAGCCUGAGAUAUCUGAAAAUUGUUGGAGCAACCGCAAUUACCAAGAUCGGACCCGAAUUUGUUGGAUGCGGGGAGGCUAAUCCCAUAGAAUCCAUGGAGGCAGUUGCCUUCCCCAAGCUUGAAUACCUCGUCAUCAAAGAUAUGCCCGACUGGAGCGAGUGGUCCUUUGUUGAAGAAGAAGAAGAAGCAAUGGCAGCAGCUACGGAAGGGGGAGUGACUGCGAUGUCUCCCCCGAUGCAGCUGUUGCCAUGCCUGAAGAGGUUGGAGCUUCUUGGCUGCCCCAAGCUGAGAGCUCUCCCACGACAGCUUGGACCGGAGGUCACCAACCUGAAAGAGCUUUUUAUUAUUGGCGCAAGCUUCUUGAAGGCAGUGGAGGACCUCCCUUUCGUGGAGAGUGUCUUGAUCUCAGGAUGUCAAGUCCUGGAGAGGGUCUCGAACCUUCCUCGACUGAGGGAGCUACGUAUAAAUGAUUUCCCAGAAUUGUGGCAUGUUGACGGGCUGGCAAGCUUGCAGCAGCUGUGGUUGACAGAGAAUACGCUGGAGAUCUCUUCUUUACUAUGGGUGCCAGGGCUGCAACAACAGUGCCGUCAGCUUCACGGCCAUGGGGAAGACCCGUUGGAUGUCUACCAAUGGCUUCAGUAG
Messenger RNA from Triticum turgidum subsp. durum (durum wheat), 2613 nucleotides. The record is from the annotation of a GenBank genome assembly. NCBI's taxonomy places the organism in Eukaryota, Viridiplantae, Streptophyta, Magnoliopsida, Poales, Poaceae.